AUGUCUCGUUUCCGAGGUUGUCUUAUUGGGGCCCUCGUUGGAGAUUGUUUUGGCAAACCGUUCGAAGAAACUGGAAAAACUACUAUUGAAUCAGUGAAGAAGUUUGUUGAUAAUGUAGAAGCUGAGAAAAGCAAGAAGAAUGCCAAAAUACUCCAUUAUACAGAUGACACUGAAAUGCGGCUGAGUGUUGAAGCCUCCCUUCUUAAACAUAAAGGGUUUGAUGCACAAGACAUGGCCAAACGAUUUGCAAAGGAAUACUUUGCUAGUAAAAUUUAUCGGAAUUAUGGUGGACAUGUCACCAAAAUAUUUUCUGAUUGGUCUUCAAAACACUUGGAAGAUGUUUUUCUGCCAGCCAGGCAGCAGUUUAAUGGAGCAGGUUCUUAUGGAAACGGAGGAGGGAUGCGAAUUGCCCCAGCUGCCUUGUUUAUGUAUAAUGAAAAUUCACAAAAGUUGAAGGAACUCACUGACAAGAUUACUCAAUUGACUCAUACACAUAACUUGGGUAUUCUGGGUGCAUAUCUACAGGCACAAGCAAUUCACUUGGUCUUGAACACAACAGAAAGUCCAUUUCCUACAGAAAGAUUUCUGGAUAAAUUGAUUGAGACUAUGAUUUAUUAUGAAGAGGAAGCUUUUGGAAAAUCAUAUUCUCAAAAACACCAGAAGUUAAAAGUUAUCAAAGAAUUUCUUGAUGAGCCUGAUGUUGACAAGAGGAAAAUUAUUCAUAAGCUAGGAAAUAAUGUAACUGCUUUAGGCUCUGUUCCAACCAGUAUUUACUCAUUCCUUCGAGCUUUGUCAGAUAUUGAUGGACUGAAGGAACGAAAUGCCUUUGAGCGCACUGUCAUAUAUGCAAUAUCUUUAGGAGGAGAUACAGAUACAAUAGCCACAAUGGCAGGUGCUAUUGCUGGAGCAUAUUGGGGUGAAGAGGCCAUCCCCAUAACAUGGCAGCAGAACUGUGAAGGGCUGGCUCUUACACAAAAGCAUGCAUCUAGCCUUUAUGAAUAUGCAAAUAAAUAG
This is a messenger RNA of Acanthosepion pharaonis, 1014 nucleotides long. The record is from the annotation of a GenBank genome assembly. Lineage: Eukaryota; Metazoa; Mollusca; Cephalopoda; Sepiida; Sepiidae.